GGAAUUUUCUUUUUCCCAGCGAAAGGCACGCACCGCUUUGAUAUCUCAAAACGCACCGUUUUGAAUGUCAGUUUUUCUGCGGAAGCACAUCUUUUCUCAAUUUCUUGUAUUUUGUCCAAGGAGAGUCCAGUCUAGCUAAAGGCUGAGGUAGUAGGCAGAAACGCAGUGUAUUAUAUCCUUGGUGAUUAGUCCGGCAGCUGCUCUGGUCCAAGCAGGGUUUAGUGUUUUCGCUAACCCCUCACUCUGCCUUCUCUUCUAUCCGUUUGUUAAGACAGUACCACUCUCAAUCAUAUAAGCCUCUUAUCGUUGUCUGUCAAGUAAUUUGAGCUUUAGCAGUGAACUUCUAAAGUAGAGUUACAAUGUUUGUGUAUGGAUUGAUGGGUAGUCCAUCAAGAUGUUGUCUUAGGACACCUGUAGGUGGCCUGGGUUCACUGAAGAGGGUUUCAGCUUUCCCUAGCUCUUGGAAACCUAAAGAUAAGAUUACAAUACCCAGUCUAGAAAGAAAUUAUUGGUUUGGUUCUGCUCAAGGAUGCAAGAAACAGCAAACUCACACGAUCAAGUGUACAAUGGGUGCUUCUUAUGGUGAUACGUCAAAUGGAUCAACUGAUAUCUUCCCUAGAAUUAAUGUUCGGGAUCCAUACAAAAGACUAGGAAUAAGCCGGGAGGCUUCUGAAGAUGAAAUUCAAGCUGCAAGGUCCUUCCUUGUUCAGAAAUAUGCAGGGCACAAACCAAGUUUAGAUGCUAUUGAAUCUGCCCAUGACAAAAUAAUAAUGCAGAAGUUUUAUGAAAGGAAGAAUCCAAAAAUUGACAUGAAAAAAAAGGUAAGGGAAGUCCAUCAGUCUCGUGUUGUGCAGGCUGUCAUGAGCAGGUUCCAAACUCCAUCAACAAAAAUCAUCAUAAAAACAUCCAUUGCCUUUGUAGUGCUUGGGGCUCUCACUGUACUCUUUCCAACUGAAGAAGGCCCAACUCUUCAGGUAGCCUUGUCUCUGAUUGCUACCAUAUACUUCAUAAAUGAGCGGCUGAAGAGCAAACUCCGAGCUUUUCUUUAUUCUGCUGGAGCUUUUAUUUUCUCCUGGUUGCUGGGAACUUUCUUGAUGGUAUCUGUGAUUCCACCCAUACCUUUAAUUAAAGGAUUGAGGAGUUUUGAAGUGACAACGUCACUGAUAACCUAUGUGCUACUCUGGGUUUCUUCAACUUAUCUUAAGUAGUGCCAGAUAAGUGCUAUUAUAGAUUGGAGUAGACAGCAAGAUCUUCUUCGUUAACUUAUUGUUUCAUCGGUUAUGCAGUCUUCUUACAAAAGGCCAUGCCACAUUUCUAAUCAUAUAGCCUUGAAAUUAUUAGGGCCUCCCAAUUUAGAAAGGGAAGAUUGUGAAAUUGUCUACUAUGUUUUUUUGAGAAUGGAUGUAAAAGAGUAGGUUGAGCAUUUCAUGAUUUAUCACAUGAUAUAUUCCUCAUUU
This is a messenger RNA of Pistacia vera, 1457 nucleotides long. Its product is annotated as protein CHAPERONE-LIKE PROTEIN OF POR1, chloroplastic. The coding region runs from base 360 to 1208 and encodes 282 amino acids. Gene Ontology annotation, cellular component: chloroplast membrane. NCBI's taxonomy places the organism in Eukaryota, Viridiplantae, Streptophyta, Magnoliopsida, Sapindales, Anacardiaceae. The transcript is spliced from 5 exons. The record is from RefSeq and is a predicted model, not a curated record.